Messenger RNA from Dama dama (fallow deer), 1879 nucleotides. It is a transcript of the gene CHRAC1, whose product is annotated as chromatin accessibility complex subunit 1. Gene Ontology annotation, molecular function: protein heterodimerization activity. The record is from RefSeq and is a predicted model, not a curated record. Gene Ontology annotation, cellular component: CHRAC; nucleus. The coding region runs from base 124 to 510 and encodes 128 amino acids. The transcript is spliced from 3 exons. NCBI's taxonomy places the organism in Eukaryota, Metazoa, Chordata, Mammalia, Artiodactyla, Cervidae.
CGCCACCCAACACUACAACUCCCACGGGGCAGUGGGACGUCGCUCCCCUACACCGACCCUGUAGGCCGGCCACUUCGCGACUGUUAGGGGCUGCCGCCGCCGCCGCGGGGGCGGGGCGCAGAGAUGGCGGACGUGGUCGUGGGCAAGGAUAAGUGCGGGGAGCAGCGGUUGGUGUCGCUGCCCCUGUCCCGCAUCCGGGUCAUCAUGAAGAGCUCCCCCGAAGUGUCCAGCAUCAACCAGGAGGCGCUGGUGCUCACCGCCAAAGCCACGGAACUCUUUGUUCAAUAUCUCGCCACGUAUUCCUAUAGACAUGGCAGUGGAAAAGAAAAGAAAGCACUCACCUAUAGUGACUUAUCAAAUACUGCGGAGGAGUCGGAAACUUUUCAGUUCCUUGCAGAUAUAUUACCAAAGAAGAUUUUAGCUAGUAAAUAUCUGAAAAUGCUUAAAGAGAAGAGAGGAGAGGAGGAGAACAACAAGGAUGACAGUGAGGACGACGAAGCGGAAUCCUGACCCCGAAGACCAGCAGCGAGGACCCCCCCGCAUCAGCACCUUGGCUGUGAAGCGGCGUUUGUCUGUCCACCCUUCAGAGACUGCACAGACAUCGUGUUCUUCCCUGGCUGAGACUGGGCAUAAUGCACCUCUGCCAUAAAUAGCCAACAGGAAAGGAGCCCAGGCAGCAGCCUCUCUCCCCCAAGCUCACGCUGCAGCUGGAGUGGGAGGGGACUGCGAACAGACUAUGAACCGGAAGGCACAGCCCGACUGCAGCGCUGAGCUCCAGAGGCAACGGGACUCUGCUUAACUUUCUAGUUUGAAGAUAGAUUUUCAAGAACUUGUAAAAUACCAGUUGUGUAGAUCCACAUAUGUAUAUUUUGAAAUUAGUUCUGGUAAACAGCUAGAUCCUGUUUUAGCUAAAUAUGUAGUCUGUAGGUAGGAUUUUUGUAUUUCAAGACAAUCUGGCUUUGUAUUCGUCCAACUACUGCAUUUUUUUAAACUGUAAAAUAAAUUUUUCUUUUUUAUUAAAAGCUGUAUUUUUUUUUUUACAUUUUAUUUUUAAUUGGAGAAUAAUUACUUUACAGUAUUGUGAUGGUUUCUGCCAUACAUCAAGAUGAAUCAGGUAUACAUAUGUUCCCUCCCUCUUAAACCUCCCUCCCACAUCCCUCCCUAUCCCACCCCUCUAGGUUAUCCAGAACACCAGCUUUGGGUUUCCUCUUUCAUACAGCAAAUUCCCACUGGCUAUCUGUUUUACAUAUGGUAAUGUGUAUGUUUCAAUGCUACUGUCUGAAAUCAUCCCACCUCCCUCCCCCACAUGUCCAAAAGCCUGUGUAUGUCUGCAUCUGCGUUGCUGCCCUGUAGAUGAGUUCAUCAGUACCAUCUUUCUAGAUUCCCUAUAUAUGUGUUAAUGUACAAUGUUUCUCUUUCUCUUUCUGACUUACUUCACUCUUAUAAUAGGCUCUAGAAAAUGCAUUCCUUUUUAUAGCUGAGUAAUACUCCAUUGUGUAUAUGUACCACAGCUCCUUUAUCCAUUCAUCUGUCGAUGGACAUCUAGGUUGCUUCUGUGUCCUAUCGUAAGUAGUGCUGCAGAGUGUUGGGGUGUAUGUGUCAUGGUUCCCUCAGCAUAUGUGCCCAGUAGUGGGAUUGCUGGGUCAUAUGGUAGUUUCAUUCCUAGUUUUUUAAGGAAUCUCCAUACUAUUCUGCAUAGUGGCAAUAUCAGUUUUAAUUCCCACCAACAGUGUAAGAUGGUGCCCUUUUCUCCACACCCUCUCCAGCAUUUAUUGUUUGUAGACUUUUUCUGAUCCGUGUGAGAUGAUAACCUCAUUGUAGUUCUGAUUUAAAAGCUGUAUAUAUUUUUAUAGUAAAAUGUGUCACGGAACUAGUUUUA